GAUAGGUAAAAAGAAGAUGUCGGGUCGCCGUGUCGCUGCAGCAUGUGAUAGACGUCAGCUGCCACGGGGCAUGGGUAGCAUGGCAUCCCCCCUCCUUGACCCGCGCCCGCUUCGACUGCCGUUUCUUGAGGCUGACAGUCGCCUCCAAUCGAUCUGCGGGCGCUCGAUGCAGCAGCCUUCGCGGAGGAGCAUUCUUCGGUCCCGGCCGCCGCCGCCGCCUCCUCCCUUGCCGCCGCCGCCCAUCGAUGCGCUCAGGGCUCCGGUCGCCAUUUUAGGGGGAGAGCGAGGGAGGCAGAAGGAAGGGUCGGCCCCUCCAAGGCAUUCCUUGCUCACAAUGUAUAGAACAAAAGUCAGUUUGAAAGACCGUCAGCAACUUUAUAAACUGAUAAUUAGUCAGCUGCUUUAUGAUGGAUACAUAAAUAUUGCCAAUGGCUUGAUAAAUGAGAUAAAACCACAAUCAGUCUGUGCACCAUCUGAACAACUGCUGCACCUAAUUAAGUUAGGAAUGGAGAACGAUGACAGUGCUGUUCAGUAUGCAAUUGGACGGUCAGAUACAGUAGCUCCAGGCACAGGAAUUGACUUGGAAUUUGAUGCAGAUGUACAGACCAUGUCUCCCGAGGCUUCCGAAUAUGAGACUUGUUAUGUCACAUCUCACAAAGGGCCGUGUCGUGUAGCUACAUAUAGCAGAGACGGACAGUUAAUAGCUACAGGAUCUGCUGAUGCCUCAAUAAAAAUUCUUGAUACAGAGAGAAUGUUGGCCAAAAGUGCUAUGCCUAUUGAGGUCAUGAUGAAUGAGACAGCACAGCAAAACAUGGAAAAUCAUCCUGUUAUUCGAACUCUGUAUGAUCAUGUGGAUGAAGUUACGUGCUUAGCUUUUCAUCCAACAGAACAGAUCCUAGCAUCUGGUUCAAGGGACUACACACUUAAGUUAUUUGAUUAUUCAAAACCUUCUGCCAAAAGAGCCUUCAAAUACAUACAGGAGGCAGAGAUGUUGCGCUCAAUUUCUUUUCACCCUUCUGGAGAUUUCAUACUUGUUGGUACUCAGCACCCUACUUUACGACUGUACGAUAUCAAUACUUUCCAGUGUUUUGUGUCUUGCAAUCCUCAAGAUCAGCACACUGAUGCCAUAUGUUCAGUAAAUUACAACACAAGUGCAAACAUGUAUGUGACGGGAAGUAAGGAUGGAUGCAUCAAACUGUGGGAUGGUGUUUCGAAUCGCUGCAUCACUACUUUUGAGAAGGCACAUGAUGGAGCUGAAGUCUGUUCUGCUAUUUUUUCCAAAAACUCAAAGUAUAUCUUGUCAAGUGGAAAAGACUCUGUAGCUAAACUAUGGGAGAUAUCCACUGGUCGAACACUGGUCAAAUAUACAGGAGCUGGUUUGAGUGGACGACAAGUACACAGGACACAAGCUGUCUUCAACCACACAGAAGAUUAUGUGCUGCUUCCGGAUGAAAGGACCAUAAGUCUCUGCUGCUGGGACUCAAGAACUGCUGAAAGGAGAAAUCUUCUUUCUCUGGGGCACAACAGCAUUGUCCGUUGCAUUGUCCAUUCUCCUACCAAUCCUGGCUUCAUGACCUGCAGUGACGACUACAGGGCUAGAUUCUGGUACAGAAGGUCCACGACAGACUAAGGACUUUAUAAAACAGUGAUGCUCCAGAUUGAUUCUAUCAUCUUGAAUUGAUUGUACUGCCGACAGAUGCCUACAAGAAAGCUGUGCUGUGUCUGGUCUUUCAUUCUGUCAAGUGUGGCAGAAACAAUAUCAAAAUACUGAGACUAAGUUUUGCCCCAUGCUAAUUUUUUUUAUUAGUGUGUGUGGCUAAUUUUUUGUCAGUCAUCUCCAAUUGUACUCAAGGAGUGGAGAGGGGAAGGAGGGGGGCAAAGAAUAAAAUGAUCCUUGCAGAAAGGAUUAAACUUGUUUUCCUGUCUUUCUAAAUCCCACAUGACAAUAAUGUGACUGUAUCUUGCUCAAACUGGGCAGUGUGAGCCAGUUUUGCUCUGCAUUGUAUCUGUGCAAUCCCACCGAAGUCUGUUUAAAGAAUGGAUUACACAAGUAACAGCAGAACUUGGCAGAUACUUUAAUGAAGCCUUAAGCUGCCUUCAGUUCUGAUCAUUCUUUGUAAAGCUGUUUUGUAUUUUUUUUGUCGGGGGGGGGUGUAUUUUAUUUUUUUUUUUUUUCAAUUAUUUUCCAAGUGUCCCUUCAGUUCUGAGCCGGUUUUGUGCCAUAAGAACUUGGAACAGGAUGUUAAAACUGUUCAGAUGAAUUCCGGAAAUGGUGUUCUCGUUCUGGUAUUAAAGCUCAGACUUAAAA
Messenger RNA from Pezoporus flaviventris, 2308 nucleotides. RefSeq names its product cleavage stimulation factor subunit 1 (gene CSTF1). NCBI's taxonomy places the organism in Eukaryota, Metazoa, Chordata, Aves, Psittaciformes, Psittacidae. Gene Ontology annotation, biological process: mRNA 3'-end processing. The transcript is spliced from 7 exons. The record is from RefSeq and is a predicted model, not a curated record. Bases 17 to 1630 code for a protein of 537 amino acids. Gene Ontology annotation, cellular component: mRNA cleavage stimulating factor complex. Gene Ontology annotation, molecular function: RNA binding; protein binding.